This is a messenger RNA of Cucurbitaria berberidis CBS 394.84, 1073 nucleotides long. RefSeq lists its product as uncharacterized. The record is from RefSeq and is a predicted model, not a curated record. NCBI's taxonomy places the organism in Eukaryota, Fungi, Ascomycota, Dothideomycetes, Pleosporales, Cucurbitariaceae. The transcript has 2 exons. Bases 411 to 986 code for a protein of 191 amino acids.
AUUCACAGUGCCUUCCAUGUUCUCUACCUCUUAAUUGCGCCACGACGCAUCGCAGGAACAUGACAUGCAGACAUCUUCAGCGGUGAAGCUAUAAUGGGAGUACCGGAAAUUGGAGGGCCUCGCAUGCAAAUGAGCUUCACUUAGCGGGAUGGAUUCGGGAGGCCCAUCUCUGGCGUUUUCGGACAGCCGUGCAGCAGACGUUUUCAUGGAAAAUGGGCUCAAUGCAUCGGACUAAAGCUAAUGAAAGUAUACGCGUACAGAGGAGAUUACGGCCUUCGUGCUUUGACACCCAAUGACAGACGUGGCCAUGGAGCUGCUAUAUAUUCUGGGCUUCCUGUUAUCUUUCAAGUCAAUCCUAUAUUCCCGCUACUACUCUUCCCCGGUUGAAACAGUCUAUCGCUCCACGAACCAUGAAUAUGAAGCAGCUCUUCUCUCUCAUCUAUCUUGCCUCUUUCACCGCUCGUGGAUCCCCUCUCGUCGGCCGAGAUAGACGCGACGACGCUGGAGUGGCCAAAGAUGCUCCCAAUGUGCAAGUCCGACACAAGGGCUGGAAGACUCGUUCCUGGUACGAUUACGAUUACGAUGACAAAGACCGAUUCGCCUCCACGCGCACCGUCACAGUCACCGUCACAGUUACCGUCACCCAGCCAGUGGAUGGUCUUCCCACGGACGGCAUACCUGUGGGAAAUGCUACGACGACUGUUGACGGUGGCGUAACGGCUACAUCGACCGUCGACCUUGCUCCAAUCACAUUGAUUGAUAUCAAAACACUUGUUUCGUCAUCGGGCCCGACCUCAGGCAAUGCUGCGGCCGCACCCACGCCGAAUGAUAUACCGCCGAUUACGUUGUUUGAUGUUAACACGCUAUCUCCGACUGCAGUUGCGAGCUCGGUGGAUAACGCGGCGGCCCCGACUCCGAAUAAUCUGGCGCCGAUUACACUGAUCGAUCUCAAGGCAUUGAGCAGUGUUGCGGCGAGGGUGGCGUAGGAGACUAGAGGAGCUGAAUGCUCGUUACUGCAGUCCUUUCUGCUUUAACAACGCCGCAUUGAGCAUGGCUGUUGAUCUUGACGGAUC